Molecule: messenger RNA, 585 nt
Organism: Mesorhabditis belari
Lineage: Eukaryota; Metazoa; Nematoda; Chromadorea; Rhabditida; Rhabditidae
Source: the annotation of a GenBank genome assembly
AUGCGCUCGAAGUUGAUGAUUACCGUGCUUUUCCUCGUCGGAUCUAUCGCCAUGUCGGCCAUUGCCAACGAAAACCCCAAUAAGUUCAAGUUUCCGGGCGGUAUUGCAGUCAAAAUUUCGAGGGCCCCAGGCUUCACGCGACCACGUCCUGGUGGACUAGAAGGCAAAGGCAUGACCAUCAUUGGCGGGGCACCGAUUCACACGACAAAAAACGGAAGGGCCACCACUACCUCCAGCAAUGACAACAACAAACCCUCCUUUACAACCACCACCAAAGGAAAAGAACGGGAUUCGACCACUACUCCAAGAAAUGCCACCUUCACAACUACGCCCAAAAAUGAUACCUUCACCACUUUCACCAAAGGAAAAGGGCAAGAUACGACCACUACACCCAAAAAUGGUACCUUCACUACCACCCCCAAGAAUGGUACCACCACGACGUGGCAUCUGAAAAAAUCUAAGGAAAGUGUCGAUAAAUGGGUAAAGGUUUUGUUGCAAGCAAACCGCACUCAAAUUGCAAACAACUACAAGCCGAUUGCAUCGAUUGCCCCGGACUUUGUCGAAUUCCACCCCGACGAGAUGUUG